This is a messenger RNA of Meloidogyne enterolobii, 1158 nucleotides long. The record is from the annotation of a GenBank genome assembly. Lineage: Eukaryota; Metazoa; Nematoda; Chromadorea; Rhabditida; Meloidogynidae.
AUGUUACGUUCACUACUUGCUUUUAGCAAGGUGUCCAUAACAAUUGUAAUAUUAUUUUGUUCAUUAGUCAUCUCCAGAUGUGCAAUCCCCCAGAAUGUUGACUUCUUUCGGUUUGAUUUGGAUGCAAAUCGUUCUUUGCGUACACCACGUCAAGAGCCUUCAGCUGGUUUGCAAACUGAUGCUCGAAUUCCAGGUUCAUCAGUUGCUUCAGCUCCUUUAUUCCAGCCGAUCAACAAUGAUUUGCCUUCUCAGUUCAAGUUUUCUGAAAAAGACAAGGAAGCUGUCGACAAGGCUACAACGUUCACAAAUUCCUUAUUAGAAAGACUUGGCCUGGCGAGUAAUCAAAGAGCAGAUAAUCAAAAGGAGCUCCGCAGGCAUCCAGCACCUGCAUUCUAUCAGACAGAUGAUCUGAAUGGGCUGGGUGCCGAUUUAGCUUCAAAUAGGAUUGAUUUACAAGGAUUGGCAAGUGGACAAAUUCCAGGCUUGGCGCCGAUUCCAGUACCAGGGUUUGCUGGUCCACAGGAUGCUCCCACCGUUCCUGGUGUGAAUACUAUUCCUGGUCUGAGCAAUUUUAAUUACAUUGUUGGGCAACUUGUACCUCAAAUGAUUCCUCCUACUAAUACAUUAUUAGGGUCAUCCAUUUCACGUCUUUUGCCCAAGGAUGCAACCAAAAAUCUGGCGAAAAAUGUAUUUAGAGCAGUUCAUCCUGCUGCUGAAAAUGUUGAUGUGGCUCGAAUGAUGGGUCGCUGGUUCCAGGUAAUUACAAGUCCUCAUGUCAUUCGUGAAGCAUGUACUGUCUCACACUUUGGCGCCCUUACUAACAACACAUAUUCUGCAACAUUUACUAUUCUCAAGUUCUACAGAGAGGGAAAUUCAAACGGGCCACCAAGAUUCUCUCUGGGUUAUGGUUUUAAAGCUGGGGAUACAGGACAAUUCUUACUUCAUUCAAGUAAUUCGCCUGACGUUGUUUCAAAUUGGGUUCGCUAUCCUGUUUUCGUGAUUGCUCGUGAUCCAGAACGAUUUCAUCAAUCCCAUAUGAAGCAGGUACUUCAAUUCCUAGAAGAUAACAAUUAUAUCAAUGUUGUUACUAAAGCAUUCAACCUGAUCUCACCAGUUGACUAUUCACAGUUAGUGAAAUUAUUAAAAAGAUGUUUGUAA